Paracoccidioides brasiliensis Pb18 is the source of this 717-nucleotide messenger RNA. RefSeq lists its product as uncharacterized. Bases 1 to 717 code for a protein of 238 amino acids. The transcript has 2 exons. The record is from RefSeq and is a predicted model, not a curated record. Gene Ontology annotation, molecular function: transcription coregulator activity; protein binding. Gene Ontology annotation, biological process: regulation of DNA-templated transcription. Gene Ontology annotation, cellular component: histone deacetylase complex.
AUGGCUCCUCGUCAACGGACCACGGCUAACCUUGACGACUCGAGAUCAGAAGCCUCCAGCGGUACGAGAGAACGGCAUCCCACCGGCACGAAGGGCCGCAGGGCAGUCAACGCCGCUGCAACCAGUAACCCAAUAUCUUCCAAGGACCUUAAAGCAAGUGCAGCUACCACCACUACGACAGGCGGCCAAAAUGCUGAACCUGAUCAUUCCGGGGAGCCAUCUGGGAUCAAUUGGUCAAGCAUGCCACUUUCUGUCCUCCACCAAUACCGACAUGCCUAUAACCUUCCCUGUCCCAGCUCAUCCUCCUCACAAAUAUCCUCCAUCAUCCUAAAUCAAGGGAUUGGCCUCCGUUCCCCCACAACAAUCGCCGCUCGACGGGCCCAGCUCUCUGCACGGCGCAAAGCCGCGAAUGAUGCAAGCGCUUCACGACCUUCGAAAAAAGAUGAUAACACUAAUAAUACUGCGGUUGCCGCUAGUGGAAGUGGAGUUGGCAAUGGUAUGGACCUAGAGAGCAGUAGAGGCGUUGCUGGCAUGGACGUGCAUGGCAUUUCGACAUUUCGCGGUCAAGGAAGGGUAACGAAGGACCACCUUGCCACGGCGGUGAGGAAACAUUUUAAUAACGUUGGCCUUGUAGAGCAGGAUGCUAUUGCAAGGUUCUUGUAUAAGGUUCGCGAGGAGGGGAAGGGUCAUGAGUUUCGUCUGAGGUUCCAGCCGUGA